This is a messenger RNA of Nerophis lumbriciformis (worm pipefish), 1431 nucleotides long. Lineage: Eukaryota; Metazoa; Chordata; Actinopteri; Syngnathiformes; Syngnathidae. The record is from RefSeq and is a predicted model, not a curated record.
AUGGCUGGAAGAGUGGACCAAGAUCUCCAAUGUCCGACCUGUUUGGACAUCUUCAAAGAUCCUGUCAUACUGCCAUGCAGUCACAGCUUCUGUCGCGCAUGUUUGCAGCAGUGGUGGGACAGGGAAGAUCGAUCAUGUCCAGUAUGCAGGACAAAGUUUGCGUCGAUGAAUCCACUUAUAAACUUAACACUGAGGAAUUUGUGUGAGAACCUUUCACGAGCCACGGAGAAGUCAGAGGACAUCUGCAACUUGGCACCUGGAGAUUUGAUUGACAACUUUUCACGAGCCUCAGUGAAGUCAGAGGACAUCUGUACCAUUCACAAUGAAGAACGCAAACUCUUCUGUUUGAACCACCAUGAGCUUGUGUGCCACAUCUGCAAAGAUGCAAGAAUCCACGCUGGCCACAAGUUCUGUCCUGUCGAUGAAGCUUUACCAGAUCUCAAAGAGAAACUCCGAAAAGACCUGCAGGAUGCCAAACAAAGACUAAAGGAAUAUAGUGACUGUAGAGAAAACUGCACCGAACAAGCAGAGUACAUCAAGGUCCAGAGGGAGCAGGUUGAAAGCAAGAUUAAGAAAGAUUUUGAGGAGCUUCAUCGCUUCCUGUGGUCUGUGAAGGAGGCCAAGUUGUCUGCUGUCAGGGAGGAAGAGAGGGUAAAGAGUCAGACAAUGAAGGAGAAGAUUCUGGCUCUCAACGGAGAAAUUGCCACUCUCUUGGAAAUUAUCAGAUGCACAGAGGAACUUCUGAUAUCUGACCACGCUUCCUUCUUGAAUAAUCUCAAGACAGUGAUAACCAGAACCCAAGAAAUGCCAAACAAUCCCAAGCUGCUCCGAGGAGCUCUGCUGGAUGAAGCCAAACAUGUGGGCAACCUUAAGUUCAGCGUGUGGGAACGAAUGAAGGAAAUGGUCUCCUACAGCCCCGUCAUUCUGGACCCGAACACGGCCCCUCCAGAAUUAAGCCUAUCUGAAGACCUGACCAGUUUGAGUUUUAUGAAAGGACAGCCUCGGCCAAACAAUCCCGAGAGGUUCAAGUUGUACUUUGUUCUUGGCGGUGCUUUAGACUCAAGAAAACACAUGUGGGACGUUGAUUUGGGAGACAACUCAGGGUGGCUACUUGGAGUGGCGUGGGGGGAGCAUUGUUUACCAGGUAAAAUGGACUAUUGUCUCAUUGGAUUUACUGAUGGUGAAUACAAAACAUUUGAUGGCGAAUUUGGACCCUGGAAUCCACCCAUGAAACUGCAGAGGAUCCGAGUUCACAUGGACACGGACAAAAAAUCUGUUUCAUUCUCUGAAUCACUUACAAACACUGAAUUAUUUUCAGAAAAUAUUAGCUUGUCCGCUAACACAAAAAUCUUUCCCUACUUUUACACAGUAAGUGAAAUUCCUCUGGAAAUAAUGCCACUUUCACCUCAUGUUAUGACUUAUGUUGAGUGA